UAAGUGAGAGUGAGUGUAAAUUGAUCACGAGAGAGGGUAAGCCACCGCCGACCUUGCGCUCAUCUGUUCUAACGGUGAUUCAUUUUGCGUAUGUGUUUUGCUUUGGCUUUAUUUUGUACGUUGUAUAAAGUUACACUUAAAGCUAUUUUACAAGUUUAAAAAUGAUUAAAGCUAUUUUAGUAUUCAACAACCACGGGAAACCAAGGCUCUUACGCUUCUACCAGCAUUACACUGAGGAACAGCAGCAACAAAUAGUGCGAGAAACUUUUCACCUCGUAUCAAGGAGAGAUGAUGACGUUUGUAGUUUCCUGGAAGGUGGAACUUUAAUUGGGGGUUCCGAUUACAAACUUAUUUAUCGACAUUACGCAACACUUUACUUUGUAUUCUGUGUGGAUUCUUCUGAAAGUGAACUUGGUAUACUAGAUUUAAUACAGGUUUUUGUUGAAACACUGGAUCGUUGUUUUGAAAAUGUUUGUGAACUUGAUCUUAUCUUCCAUGUAGACAAGGUUCAGUACAUACUUGCCGAGAUAGUAAUGGGGGGAAUGGUCCUUGAAACCAACAUGAAUGAUAUUUGCUCUAGGUUUCUUGAGCAAGAUAAGCUGGAAAAGUCUGAGGCUGGUUUAUCUGCAGCACCAGCGAAAGCAGCAGCUGCACUUAAGAACAUUGACUUACCAAGUUUACCUAAGGAUCUCAAACUACCAGACCUACCAAAGCUUCCAUCUUUUAGAUGAAAAUCAAAAAUUCUUUCGGUUUAAUUCAAAUCUUUACAGUCAAGGGUGUAUCUGGCGAACCAAUGAUUCAUCAAAUGUUAUGUUUUGGUUAUGUUGUCCUUGUAGUUAAGGUUUAUUGCGAAAUAUCUUCUGGUUUAAUUCAAUUUAAAUCUUCAUACUCAUGUUUUGUCGACAAAUUGCGAUAUAUUUUCAAGUAGUUAAAGUUUAUUGCAAAUUUGUAUUUUCUGGUCAGGUUCAAUUCAACUCAAAACUUCAAAGUCAUGGGUGUAUGUGGCAAAGCAAGAUUUCAAAUGUUCUGCUAUUUCCUACAUUUGGGAUCAUUUUUUUGUAGUUAAAGUUUAUUGCAAAAUUGUAUCGUCUCGUCAGGUUCAAUUCAACACCCAUGGUCAUUGAUGUAUAUGUGACAAAGCCAGCGUUUUACAGAAUGCUCUGCUUUGUUAACCAUUUGGGUUUAUUUUCUUUUGAUAAAGUUUAUUGUGAAAUUGUAAUGUUUCCAUUUAUAAAUCGUUUGGGAAGACCGUUCUAACCGAUUCUGUAAACAGUGCUCCAGUUACUUAGCAGUUAAACUUGUCUGCUUAAAAAAUCUAAUGUGUCGUUACCGUGCAAUGACCGUUAUCUUAUUCCAUAUUUAAUAAACGUAAUGUAGUGUUUA
Messenger RNA from Ciona intestinalis (vase tunicate), 1383 nucleotides. NCBI's taxonomy places the organism in Eukaryota, Metazoa, Chordata, Ascidiacea, Phlebobranchia, Cionidae. The record is from RefSeq and is a predicted model, not a curated record.